AAAUGCUUCCAAAAUUUUUUACAGCAAAAUAAUAGAAAAGGUUUUUGCCAUAGUUUUAUAAUAUUCUGAUCAGCUUACUUUCUUCGUCUUCAUUUUCGUCAGACUUCCAUAUUAAAAGCUCCGAAAACAGCCAUCGGUUUAGGUUUUGGCGUAUUAGUGUGGAAAAAACUGCCUAAAGUUUCUCUUCUCGGAGUUUGAUUCCGGAGAUGGACGGCGGCAGUUCGAGCCCACUCGUCGGCUCCGAGAUUCACGGUUUCCGUUCAUUGGCAGAUUUGGAUGUUCAAAAUAUGAUGGAAGAGGCCAAGUCUCGAUGGCUGCGUCCAAAUGAAAUUCAUGCUAUACUUUGCAACCACAAAUAUUUUCCAAUCUACGUGAAGCCAGUGAAGCUGCCCAAAAGUGGUACCAUUGUAUUUUUUGACCGAAAGAUGCUCCGAAACUUCCGAAAAGAUGGCCAUAACUGGAAAAAGAAAAAAGACGGGAAGACUGUUAAAGAAGCUCACGAACACUUAAAAGUUGGUAAUGAAGAAAGGAUUCAUGUAUAUUAUGCACAUGGACUAGAAAACCCUACCUUUGUUCGUAGGUGUUACUGGCUGCUUGACAAGUCUCUAGAACACAUAGUUCUUGUUCACUAUCGUGGAACACAAGAGUCACAGGGUUCUCCAGCAACACCUGGGAAUUCAAAUUCCAGUUCAUUAACUGACCAGUCUACUCCUUUGAAUGUUGUGGAAGAGUUUGAUUCUGCAGUAGGUAAUGUGUCUUAUGAAGAACCCAAUAAUAGUGUUGAUGUCAAAAAUCAUGAAAGGAGGCUCCACGAGAUUAAUACACUUGAUUGGGAUGAGCUUCUGAUAACAAAUGAUAGUAAUGACUCAGCUGUAUCUAAAAGAGAAAAGAAUUCUUACUUUGAGCAAUUGAAUCAAACAACAGGAAAUGGCUUCUCAAAUGAUCAGGGUAACAAUGCAUACUUCAACACUCAAGGCCAUAAUUUAUCAACAGACAUUUCUAUGCUUGUCAAUUUAGUGGAGCCACGUGCUCAGAGUAACAAUGCUUACCUCAACCCUCCAGUGAAUAUUUGUAAUCCGAUAUCCAGUAGCCAAUUAAAUCCUAAUGUGCUGCGGAAAGACACUAUUUCCACAGGGACUGGUGAAUCAUUGCACCUUUUGAUCAAUGAUGGUUUACAAAGUCAGGACAGUUUUGGAAAGUGGAUGAACUACGCUACGACUGAGUCUCCAGUUUCAGUAGGUGACUCUCUGCAAGAAUCAUCAGUUUCAUCUGUUCAAGAUUCCUUCACCUCUCCUGAGCAGAUAUUUAGCAUAUCUGAAGUCUCACAUGCUUGGGCCUAUUCAACUGAAAAGACAAAGAUUUUAAUCACUGGAGCCUUUCAUCAAGCUUAUCAACAUCUUGCUAAGUCCAAUUUGUUUUGUGUAUGUGGUGACAUAUGCUACCCAGUAGAAAGUAUCCAAGUUGGGGUUUAUCGUUGUGUGUUAUCACAACAUCCCCCAGGACUAGUGAACCUGUAUAUGAGUCUUGAUGGCCAUAAACCCACCAGCCAAGUUCUUAGUUUCGAGUAUCAUGCUCCUUUAUCACCUGACCCAUUAGUUCCUGCAAAAGAUGAGUCCAUGUGGGAGGAAUUCCGGUUGCAGACGAGGCUUGCUUAUUUGCUCUUCUCUACUUCCAAGAAUCUUAAUAUUUUAUCGGGUAAAGUUUCACCGAAUACCUUGAAGGAGGCUAAGAGUUUUGCCCAGAAGACUAGCAGCACAUCCAAUAGUUGGACAUAUUUGCUCAAGUCAAUUGAAGAAAAUCGAGCUUCGUUUACACAAGCAAAAGAUAGUUUGUUUGAAAUUGCUUUAAAGAACCGGCUCAAGGACUGGCUGUUGGAAAGAAUAAUUGAAGGCUGUAAAACAACCGAAUUUGAUACUGAAGGUCUAGGAGUGCUUCAUUUAUGUGCCAUUCUUGGUUAUACUUGGGCUAUAUAUCUGUUUUCAUGGUCUGGCUUAUCACUGGAUUUUCGCGAUAAACAUGGAUGGACAGCUCUUCAUUGGGCAGCAUACCAUGGGAGGGAAAAAAUGGUUGCUGUUCUUUUAUCUGCAGGUGCAAAGCCAAAUUUGGUGACAGACCCCAGCACCCAAAAUCCAAAUGGUUGCACGGCUGCUGAUCUCGCAUCUUCAAAGGGUUACGAGGGUCUAGCUGCUUAUCUUUCUGAAGAGGCUUUAGUAACACAGUUCAAUGAUAUGGCUGUAGCGGGAAAUGCUAGUGGCUCUCUACAAACCAGUAGAACAGAAACAACAAACACCAAUAACACCGAUAAACUUAACGAAGAUGAAUUAUAUUUGAAGCAAAGUUUAGCAGCUUACCGGACUGCUGCUGAUGCAGCUGCACGCAUACAGAAUGCAUUCAGGACACACUCCUUGAAAAUCAGAACUAACAUAAUCGAGUCUUCAACCCCAGAGGAGGAAGCACGGAAUAUCGUUGCAGCUAUGAAGAUUCAACAUGCCUUUCGAAACUUCGAGGCCAAAAGACAGAUGGCUGCGGCUGCCCGGAUCCAAUAUAGAUUCCAUACUUGGAAAAUGCGUAGAGAGUUCCUUAAUAUGCGCCGCCAUGCUAUCAGAAUCCAAGCUGCUUUCCGGGGCCUACUAACAAGGAAGCAGUACCGUAAGAUUGUCUGGUCGGUUGGUGUGCUUGAGAAAGCAGUUCUGCGAUGGCGAUUAAAAAGAAAAGGUUUGCGUGGACUGCAAAACCCAGUUGAUGCAGUUCCAGAGCAAAGGACGGAAAGUGACACGGAAGAGGAUUUCUUCAGAACCAGCCGAAAACAAGCUGAGCAACGUGUUGAGAAAGCUGUUGUGUGUGUUCAAGCUAUGUUCCGGUCAAAGAAAGCACAACAAGACUACCGGCAAAUGAAGUUGGCUCAUGAUUUAGCACUGGUAAGUGAAUUCUCCGAAAUCCAGCAGAGGUUGAUUCAAUUUUGUUCAUCAGUUUACCCGGAAAAUCCUACUUUGGCAGUUGGAAUAUCAAAGCCUCCUCAACCCUUCUUCCUGCAAGGAUGCUUGAAAACAUCAAGAUUCAGGAGCAAUCACAUCAAAGCGAAGCAUAGCUCUAGGGAGCCGAGUUUGUAUAUGCAACCGAUGUCAACCAAUAACCUUCAAUUUGAGGUACAGCUACUAUGGAUCUGUAAGUGUUUUUGUUCGAGUUACGAUCGGGCGUUUAGUUAGUAGUUGAAAAGCUUGGUUUGGAGUAAUGGUUAUGUCUAUGCCCACUGAUAUUAGGGUUUGAUGUAGGUGCAAGGUUGCUUGUAUAUUAAUUUAAAAAUAUCAAGAAACAUACUUUAUGAACAGCUUUAAUCCUCUAAGUGAUGCUGGUUGGUUGGGUUAAGGCUAGCCUAAAAAGCUG
Molecule: messenger RNA, 3384 nt
Organism: Hibiscus syriacus
Lineage: Eukaryota; Viridiplantae; Streptophyta; Magnoliopsida; Malvales; Malvaceae
Product: calmodulin-binding transcription activator 5-like
Exons: 13
Coding region: 207-3206 (999 amino acids)
Biological process (GO): regulation of transcription by RNA polymerase II
Cellular component (GO): nucleus
Molecular function (GO): double-stranded DNA binding; protein binding; transcription coregulator activity
Source: RefSeq, a predicted model, not a curated record